ACAGUUGAGAGAAUAUUAUGGUUUACUAAAAAGAAUAAUGAUGAACCUGUAGAUCUGACAACAAUGUCAGAGUAUUCAGGUCGUGUGCAGUAUAACAGUAAAAACAAGGACUGCACUCUGAGAAUCUCAGACCUGAGAGAGAGAGACUCAGCUGUGUACAAGUUCAGGUUCAUAACAAACCAUUUAACAGGGAAAUAUACUGGUUCACCUGGAGUCACUCUGUCUGUUACAGGUCUCCAGGUGCAGGUGAACAGAUUAGAGGUCCAUGAUUCCUCUAACUUGGCAGAUCUGAAGUGUCAGAGCAGUUGUCCUCUACCUGGUCAUCCUUCCUACAUCUGGUACAAGAAUGGACAGAACAUUCAGGGACAAACAUCUGAUUCUUAUUCAGCCUCCUUGGAUCCUACAGACAGCUUUUCCUGUGCUGUAAGAGGACAUGAGAAGUCCCGCUCUCCUUCAGUGUUGAUACAGGGUCAGGAUGGCUUGGGAGUGACUUACCCCUCUACUCAGAUCUGUGCUGUUAAAGGAUCAACAGUGGAAAUACCCUGCAGCUACACAUACCCAUCAGCUGUAGGUGGCGUUGAUACUACAGUUGAGAGAACAUUCUGGUUUACUAAAAAGAAUAAUCAUAAACCUGUAGAUCUGACAACAGACUCAGAGUAUUCAGGUCGUGUGCAGUAUCACUCUGAAAACAAGGACUGCACUCUGAGAAUCUCAGACCUGAGAGAGAGAGACUCAGCUGUGUACUAUUUCAGGUUCACAACUAACCAUGGUGGGAACUAUGUUGGUUAUCCUGGAAUCACUUUGUCUGUCACAGUCACAUAUUCAGGUCUCCAGGUGCAGGUGAGCAGAUUAGAGGUCUACGAGUCCUCUAAAUGGGCAGAUCUGAAGUGUCAGAGCAGUUGUCCUCUACCUGGUCAUCCUUCCUACAUCUGGUACAAGAAUGGACAGAACAUUCAGGGACAAACAUCUGAUUCUUAUUCAGCCUCCUUUGAUCCUGCAGACAGCUUUUCCUGUGCUGUAAGAGGACAUGAGGACUUCCCCUCUCCUUCAGUGUUGAUACAGGGUCAGAAUGGCUUGGGAGUGACUUACACCUCUACUCAGAUCUGUGCUGUUAAAGGAUCAACAGUGAACAUACCCUGCAGCUACACAUACCCAUCAGCUGUAGGUGGUGUUGCUACUACAGUUGAGCAGAGAUUCUGGUUUAUUCAACAGUUUGUGGAUCUGACAACAAACUCAGAGUAUUCAGGUCGUGUGCAGUAUCACUCUGAAAACAAGGACUGCACUCUGACAAUCUCAGACCUGAGAGAGAGAGACUCAGCUGUGUACUAUUUCAGGUUCACAACAAACCAAGGUGGGAACUAUGUUGGUUAUCAUGGAGUCACUUUGUCUGUCACAGGUCUCCAGGUGCAGGUGAGGAGAUUAGAGGUCUACGAGUUCUCUAUCUUGGCAGAGCUGAAGUGUCAGAGCAGUUGUCCUCUAACUGGUCAUCCUUCCUACAUCUGGUACAAGAAUGGACAGAACAUUCAGGGACAAACAUCUGAUUCUUAUUCAGCCUCCUUGGAUCCUGCAGACAGCUUUUCCUGUGCUGUAAGAGGACAUGAGGACUCCCCCUCUCCUUCAGUGUUGAUACAGGGUCAGUAUGGCUUGGGAGUGACUUACACCUCUACUCAGAUCUGUGCUGUUAAAGGAUCAACAGUGAACAUACCCUGCAGCUACACAUACCCAUCAGCUGUAGGUGGCGUUGAUACUACAGUUGAGCAGAGAGUCUGGUUAAGUCAACAGUUUGUGGAUCUGACAACAGUCUCAGAGUAUUCAGGUCGUGUGCAGUAUCACUCUGAAAACAACGACUGCACUCUGAGAAUCUCAGACCUGAGAGAGAGAGACUCAGCUGUGUACAAGUUCAGGUUCACAACAAACCAAGGUGGGAAAUAUACUGGUUCACCUGGAGUCACUCUCUAUGUCACAGUUCUCCAGGUGCAGGUCAGCAGAUUCUACACGUCUUGGGCAGAGCUGAAUUGUCAGGGCAGAUGUCCCACUGGUCAUCCUUCCUACAUCUGGUACAAAAAUGGACAGAACAUUGAGGGACAAACAUCUAAUUCUUAUUCAGCCUCCUUGGAUCCUGCAGACAGCUUUUCCUGUGCUGUAAGAGGACAUGAGGACUCCCCCUCUCCUUCAGUGGUGAUACAGGGUCAGAAUGGAUUGGGAGUGACUUACACCUCUACUCAGAUCUGUGCUGUUAAAGGAUCAACAGUGAACAUACCCUGCAGCUACACAUACCCAUCAGCUGUAGGUGGCGUUGAUAAUACAGUUGAGAGAAUAUUAUGGUUUACUAAAAAGAAUAAUGAUGAACCUGUAGAUCUGACAACAAUGUCAGAGUAUUCAGGUCGUGUGCAGUAUAACAGUAAAAACAAGGACUGCACUCUGAGAAUCUCAGACCUGAGAGAGAGAGACUCAGCUGUGUACAAGUUCAGGUUCAUAACAAACCAUUUAACAGGGAAAUAUACUGGUUCACCUGGAGUCACUCUGUCUGUUACAGGUCUCCAGGUGCAGGUGAACAGAUUAGAGGUCCAUGAUUCCUCUAACUUGGCAGAUCUGAAGUGUCAGAGCAGUUGUCCUCUACCUGGUCAUCCUUCCUACAUCUGGUACAAGAAUGGACAGAACAUUCAGGGACAAACAUCUGAUUCUUAUUCAGCCUCCUUGGAUCCUACAGACAGCUUUUCCUGUGCUGUAAGAGGACAUGAGAAGUCCCGCUCUCCUUCAGUGUUGAUAAAGGGUCAGAAUGGCUUGGGAGUGACUUACACCUCUACUCAGAUCUGUGCUGUUAAAGGAUCAACAGUGAACAUACCCUGCAGCUACACAUACCCAUCAGCUGUAGGUGGCGUUGCUACUACAGUUGAGCAGAGCGUCUGGUUAAGUCAACAGUUUGUGGAUCUGACAACAGUCUCAGAGUAUUCAGGUCGUGUGCAGUAUCACUCUGAAAACAAGGACUGCACUCUGACAAUCUCAGACCUGAGAGAGAGAGACUCAGCUGUGUACUAUUUCAGGUUCAUAACAAACCAAGGUGGGAACUAUGUUGGUUAUCCUGGAGUCACUUUGUCUGUCACAGGUCUCCAGGUGCAGGUGAGCAAGUCUUCUAACCAGACAAAGCUGAAAUGUCAGAGCAGUUGUCCUCUACCUGGUCAUCCUUCCUACAUCUGGUACAAGAAUGGACAGAACAUUCAGGGACAAACAGCUGAUUCUUAUUCAGCCUACUUGGAUCCUGCAGACCGCUAUUCCUGUGCUGUAAGAGGACAUGAGGACUUCCCCUCUCCUUCAGUGUAUGGUCCAAAGCUUCCCUCUGUGUCAGUGAGUCCCUCUGCUGAGAUAGUGGAGGGCAGUUCAGUGAAUCUGACAUGUAGCAGUGAUGCUAACCCAGCAGCUAACUACACCUGGUACAAGGAGAAUGAAGACUCACCAAAAGCAUCAGGACAGAUCUUCACCAUCACUGACUUCAGAGCUGAACACAGUGGGAAUUAUUACUGUGUAGCCCAGAACAGAAUAGGACGUCAGAACUCCACCUUACAUCUGAUUGUUGUAGCAGGAACAAGGCCGUUAAGAGCUGCUGGACCAAUCAGUGUUGUUCUCCUGGCUGUCCUAUCCCUCUCUGUCUUCCUGUGGAUCAGAAAGAGGAGGGCUUCCAGGGACUCGUCUGGACCAGACAACAGGGAACAGUGUGUACCUGAUCCGAGUGAGCCAGAGGAGCAGGUUGACCUUCAGUACGCCACCAUCCACGUCUCCAACAGCCAGGCAGAUCCUCUGUACUCCAACAUCAGAGCUGCUCAGCCCCUCAGACACAGGGAGCAACAGGAAGCCGUUGAGUACGCUGCCGUCAGCUUCAACAGUGGCAGUACUGCCCCGAGAACCAGAGGUCGGGACACUGGAGAGGAUCCAGCUGCUUUGUACAGCACAGUCAACUACACCAGAUGAACACAACAGGCAUUGCAUUUAUAGUCUGAUAUUUCUGAUAUCUUUUUUCCCCAAAAAAAAUAU
Perca fluviatilis (European perch) is the source of this 4029-nucleotide messenger RNA. RefSeq lists its product as uncharacterized. NCBI's taxonomy places the organism in Eukaryota, Metazoa, Chordata, Actinopteri, Perciformes, Percidae. The transcript is spliced from 18 exons. The record is from RefSeq and is a predicted model, not a curated record. Bases 64 to 3966 code for a protein of 1300 amino acids.